This is a messenger RNA of Impatiens glandulifera, 878 nucleotides long. Its product is annotated as protein FATTY ACID EXPORT 4, chloroplastic. The transcript is spliced from 4 exons. The record is from RefSeq and is a predicted model, not a curated record. NCBI's taxonomy places the organism in Eukaryota, Viridiplantae, Streptophyta, Magnoliopsida, Ericales, Balsaminaceae. Gene Ontology annotation, cellular component: membrane. Bases 113 to 667 code for a protein of 184 amino acids.
UGAAUGCUCGAGAAAUGGGUUGUCAUCAGUGGCGCCGAAGGUUUUAGUGUUAUCAGAGAGUUCCUGCUAGAGAGGUUUUAGUGUUAGGGAAUAAGAAACACAGACCGAGAGAAUGAAUUCUGUUUUAUACCCAACAUCUGUUUACCGUCCACUCACGGCAAGAUCACCACUUUCUCCAACGGGUGGUGAUAAAACCGCUUUCUUUGGCGUUUCUUUGGACAAUGGUCCUUCAAUCGCAACUCUCAGACCCACACGCCGAAGGAAUUUCUCGAGUUGGGUACUUAAAUCUGUUGGUUCUAGAGAUAAACGACUUCUUUGCUGCAAAUCUCAACUCACUUCAGACCUAGCUCCUGCCGUUUCUGCUGUCUAUGGAACUCUUUUACUUACUGGAGGUCUUUUUGCCUAUACGAAGUCUGGAAGCAAGGGAUCACUGUUUGGUGGACUUACAGGAGGAUCUCUUAUGGCCAUUGUUUACGUCCUUUCACAAUCGCCAGAGACAAAGCAAAUAGGGUAUGCACUAGGGUUUGGAAGCUCUCUUCUUUUCGCAUCUAUAUUUGGUAUACGUUUGGCUGCUACUCGUAAAAUAGUUCCUUCAGGCCUUCUUCUAGCCAUAUCUACAGGUGCCCUUGCUGUCUUUGUCUUGGCCAAUAUGGAAGGCACCGUCUGAAUUUAUAAGGACUUUAAUUAGGUAUAUUUGAACCGAAAUCUAAUAUCUCUUAUAAUGAAUUAUCAGACGGCCUUAUACAUCAGUAUGGUUAGUCUCUGUUUUUUGUGGGAUUUGAGACUUUUUCAUGGGCAGCAAGAACCAAUAAAUUAGAUGCAGUUCUAUUUUACAUCGCUUUCUACAUGUUAAUGGCAUCACAUUUUCUUGUGCGUUA